Messenger RNA from Penicillium vulpinum, 1359 nucleotides. RefSeq names its product lipase ROG1 family protein. Bases 1 to 1359 code for a protein of 452 amino acids. NCBI's taxonomy places the organism in Eukaryota, Fungi, Ascomycota, Eurotiomycetes, Eurotiales, Aspergillaceae. Gene Ontology annotation, molecular function: monoacylglycerol lipase activity. The record is from RefSeq and is a predicted model, not a curated record. The transcript is spliced from 2 exons.
AUGCCGGAUAGCUCUAAAGCAGACCAUCUCUGUGUUUUGGUUCACGGACUUUGGGGAAAUCCUUCGCAUCUCGAUUAUAUUGUAUCCGCGCUGAGAGACAGAUAUGGCAACGAUGGCCUUUACAUCCUCUGCCCGAAAGCAAACAGCGGCAACUACACCUAUGAUGGAAUCGAGUUGGGUGGAGAACGAUUAGUGCACGAGGUUGAGGAAACGCUUGAAUCCUUAGCUGAGAAAGGACAAAAGAUUACAAAAAUCAGUGUCGUUGGAUAUUCGCUUGGUGGUCUGCUCGCGCGCUAUGCGAUUGGUUUGCUCAAUGCACGGGGCUGGCUAGAUAAGCUGGAACCCAUGAACUUCACGACCUUUGCCACGCCACAUGUUGGAGUGAGAACCCCACUGAAAGGGUACAAGGAUCAGAUUUUCAAUGUACUAGGACCGAAGACGAUUUCGGCAUCUGGCCGUCAAAUGUGGCUGGUCGACUCCUUCCGAGAUACUGGGCGACCACUGCUCGGUAUUAUGGCUGAUCCCGAGAGCAUUUUCAUAACUGGACUGAAGAAGUUCCGGCAGCGGAGUGUUUAUGCGAAUAUUGUCAAUGACCGCUUAGUUUUAUUCUAUACAUCCGGUCUCUCUAAAGUGAACCCAUUCCGAGAUUUGGAAAAUGUGAAUAUCAACUACGUCGAGGGUUAUGAAGAUGUCAUUAUCGACCCCGACCUCCAUGUGCUUCCUCCAGUGGAAAGAAAACCCGAAACUGCAGCAGCGCGACUUUGGAAGAAAUUCAAAUCGGCUACCAUAUGGAUACCUCUAUCACUCCUGCUCAUUUUGCUCGUGCCUCUGGCUUCUACGCUCUUCUUGAUAAAUGCCGGGAUCCAAACAUUUCGCAGCUCAAAGCGCAUCCGUAUGCAUGAAGUUGGUGAAAACGGCGAGCGCUUCGGAAUAUACAGGGUACCGGUUUUGAUCCAAGACGUUCAGCAUGUCGUGGAGCAGGCCUUUGAGAACGUCAAUGCUAUACAAGAACCAGCUUAUUUGUCCAACAGCGAUACUGAAGUAUCUGAUGAAGCGCCUGAAAAGUCCACUAGAUCAUCCCUCUUGGAGUCUGCACAAAACGAUGCCGACGUUGAGUCUGUAUCGGCUAGACGUUCAUCAACGAUGGAGGUUUUGAUGCGUUCUCCCAAGCUUGCAUUAACCCAUGAGCAAUUUGGAAUAAUCGAUUCCCUCAACGCUGUGGGAAUUCGGAAAUACCCCGUCCACAUACAGAAGCACCACCACAGCCACGCAGCUAUCAUUGUCCGGAUGGAGAAAGAUGGGUUCCGAGAGGGAAAAAUCGUGAUGAAGCAUUGGCUAGACAAUGAGUUCGUGUUAUAA